Molecule: messenger RNA, 450 nt
Organism: Lodderomyces pseudojiufengensis
Lineage: Eukaryota; Fungi; Ascomycota; Pichiomycetes; Serinales; Debaryomycetaceae
Gene: GIM5
Product: Gim5p
Exons: 1
Coding region: 1-450 (149 amino acids)
Biological process (GO): regulation of DNA-templated transcription; protein folding
Cellular component (GO): prefoldin complex; cytoplasm
Source: RefSeq, a predicted model, not a curated record
AUGUCUCAGAAAAUAGAUCUAAAUUCAUUACCACCACAACAAUUGGUUGAAUUUCGAAAAAAUAUAGAUCAAGAAAUAAAUCAUUUUACUCAAUCAUUACAAGCUUUACAAACUGCACAAACUAAAUUAAAAGAUUGUAUAACAAGUAUAAAUAAUUUAGAAAAUUCAAAACAAAAUGAUUUAUUAAUACCAUUAACAAGUUCAUUAUAUAUACCUGGUAAAACAGUGACAAAACAAGAAUUUUUAGUAGAUAUUGGAACUGGUUAUUAUGUUUCUAAAUCUUCAGAUGAUGCAAAAAAGGUAUAUGAUAAAAAAAUUAAAAAAUUAGACGAAGAUGGAAAGAAGUUAAAAGAUAUAUUAAUUCAAAAAAAUGAAAUAUUAAAUGGUAUAAAUUUAAUAUUAAGAAAGAAAGUAAUAGAGAUGGAAAAGAAUAAUGAACAACAACAAUAA